This is a messenger RNA of Ananas comosus (pineapple), 1898 nucleotides long. RefSeq names its product nucleobase-ascorbate transporter 3. The record is from RefSeq and is a predicted model, not a curated record. Gene Ontology annotation, molecular function: transmembrane transporter activity. NCBI's taxonomy places the organism in Eukaryota, Viridiplantae, Streptophyta, Magnoliopsida, Poales, Bromeliaceae. Gene Ontology annotation, biological process: transmembrane transport. The transcript is spliced from 14 exons. Bases 111 to 1760 code for a protein of 549 amino acids. Gene Ontology annotation, cellular component: plasma membrane; plasmodesma.
CUACACUCCACACUCCGGAUACAAACAAAAAGUCGAAGCCCUUCGGAGAGCUCAGAGCUUUUAGCUGCACCCGUAGAAGAAGAUAAAGUGAGAGAGAGAGAGGAGUGGUGAUGGGAGAGACGAACCCACCUCCGGCCACCGCGGCGGCGCCGCCGCCGCCGCGGAUUCAGGCGGUGGGCCCGCUGAACGUCGGCGCCGGAGCCAUACACCCGCCGCGGGACCAGCUCAACUACGUCGAGUUUUGCGUCCACUCAAACCCUAGUUGGGUGGAAGUAGCUGCACUUGCAUUCCUGCAUUACCUCGUGACGUUGGGAUCUAUCGUUAUGCUCUCUACUCUUAUUGUUCCUCUAAUGGGUGGAAACAAUGGGGAUAAAGCACGUGUGAUUCAGACCUUUUUGUUUAUGAGCGGAGUGAAUACGCUUCUUCAAACAUUAAUUGGAACACGGCUUCCUACAGUGAUGAAUGCUUCCUUUGCAUUCAUCGUCCCAGUGAUGUCAAUAAUCAGUGACUUCUCGUCACGUGGAUAUGAUGAUGAACACCAGAGGUUUCUCCACACCAUAAGAGCCAUUCAAGGAGCCCUAAUCGUGUCUUCAUUUCUUAAUUUGUUAAUUGGAUACGGCACUGUAUGGGGGAGGUUCUCGAGAUAUUUCACUCCAGUAGUUAUAGUCCCUGUUGUGUGUGUAGUGGGGCUCGGGCUUUUUGAAUGGGGCUUUCCUCAGGUUGGAAAAUGUGUGGAGAUCGGGCUGCCUAUGCUAAUUCUAACAGUUGUCGUCCAACAAUACAUGAAGGGCAUCCAUGAGAGAGUAACCUUCUUGUUUGAGAGAUACUCAUUGCUUUUAUUGAUUGGAAUAGUUUGGGCUUUUGCUGCUAUUCUUACUGCUUCUGGUGCAUAUAACAAUGUCCCUGAUAAGACUAAACGGCAUUGCCGAGUUGACAGGUCCUACCUUAUGUCGUCUGCUCCAUGGAUAAAAAUCCCAUACCCUUUCCAGUGGGGCUCUCCAAUCUUCAGUGCAAGCCACUCGUUUGGAAUGAUGGCUGCUGUACUUGUUUCAGCUGUUGAGUCAACUGGAGCACAUUUUGCAGCAGCUCGUCUAGCAGGGGCUACUCCUCCUCCCAACCAUGUACUUAGUCGAAGCGUAGGAUUACAGGGCCUAGGGAUUCUUCUUGAAGGUAUUUUUGGGGCUGCAGCUGGCUCAACUGCAUCAGUUGCAAAUGUUGGGCUCAUUGGAUUGACACGAGUUGGAAGUCGGAGAGUCAUUCAGAUAUCAACUGCUUAUAUGAUAUUCUUCUCCAUUAUUGGGAAAUUUGGGGCCUUUUUCGCGUCUAUCCCACUUCCGAUUUUUGCUGCAAUAUAUUGUGUCCUUUUCGGGGUUGUUGCUGCUGUCGGUAUCUCCUUCAUUCAGUUCACAAACAACAACUCCAUGAGGAAUCUCUACAUAAUAGGCCUUUCUCUUUUCCUCGGGGUGUCUAUUCCUCAAUAUUUCAACGAAUAUACUGCUUCAGCUGGGCAUGGACCAGCCAAAUCUAAUGCAGGAUGGUUUAAUGAUAUAUUAAACACGAUAUUCUCGUCCGCGCCAGCGGUGGCCAUGAUAGUUGCGACGCUACUUGAUAACACACUUGAUGCGAAGAAAACAGGCUCCGAUAGAGGUCUCUCGUGGUGGAUUCCGUUCCAACGCCACGGAGGCGAACCCAGAAACGACGAGUUCUACAGCUACCCCAUCAGAAUGCACAGAUGGAUGUUCUUCAAUAGAUACCCCUGAGAAGUUCUCUUCCUGUGUUAAAAAGAGUGGUAAUUUAUGUUCUAUGUUUGUUGUGGAUUGACUUUAAAAGAAGUUUCUGUUUUCGCACAGCUCUUUGGGAACAAUGAGAGAGAAACAUAGGGUAAAAAUAUUUUGAAA